Pseudopodoces humilis (Tibetan ground-tit) is the source of this 1473-nucleotide messenger RNA. RefSeq names its product cytochrome P450 2J6-like. Gene Ontology annotation, cellular component: cytoplasm; intracellular membrane-bounded organelle. Gene Ontology annotation, biological process: xenobiotic metabolic process. Gene Ontology annotation, molecular function: heme binding; oxidoreductase activity, acting on paired donors, with incorporation or reduction of molecular oxygen, reduced flavin or flavoprotein as one donor, and incorporation of one atom of oxygen; iron ion binding. NCBI's taxonomy places the organism in Eukaryota, Metazoa, Chordata, Aves, Passeriformes, Paridae. The record is from RefSeq and is a predicted model, not a curated record.
AUGCUAACAAUAACUCAAGGUUUUAUAGUCCUGAUAAUUUUUUUGUUAAUUGUUGAGUUUUUCAGGCUGCGAAAAGCUUCCAAACAAUUCCCUCCUGGACCAACUCCUCUCCCACUGCUUGGAAACUUGGUGCACUUGAACUUUCAGUUUCAUCGGGAUCUUCUGAUGGAGCUGGCAAAAACUCAUGGUAACAUGUAUACUCUGUGGUUCGGGUGGGUCCCAGUGGUGAUACUGAAUGGAUUUCAAGCAGUGAAGGAUGGCAUGACCACACACCCUGAAGAUGUUUCCGGGAGGCUGGUGUCACCUUUCUUCAGAGCAUUGGCCAAAGGAAAAGGUAUUAUACUUGCAAGUGGUCGCUCCUGGAAGCAGCAGAGACGUUUUGGAAUAAUGACUCUGCGCAAUUUGGGAAUGGGGAAAAAAGGCCUGGAGCAUCGUGUGCAAGAGGAGGCCUCUCACCUGGUGGAGUUUUUUGUGAACCUAAAAGGAAGACCUGUGGAUCCUUCUUUCCCUCUCUUCCAUUCUAUUUCAAAUGUAAUUUGUGCUGUGGUUUUUGGAUAUCACUUCUCUGAUGAGGACAAAACCUUCCAUGAGCUGAUCCGUGCUACAGAGAAAAUAUUCAGGUUUGCAGGCAGCUUUGUUCAUCAGAUGUACGAAAUCCUGCCCUGGCUGCUGUGUCACCUUCCUGGGCCUCAUAAGAAGGCGUUGGCUUGCUAUGAUGUCCUGAGUUCUUUUGCAAGGAGGGAGAUCAGAAGACAUGUAGAGAGAGGGAUACCAGCUGAACCACAGGAUUUCAUUGACUUUUACCUGGCUGAGAUUGAGAAAUCUAAAGAGGGGGCCAAGCCCAAGUAUGAUGAAGAGAAUUUGGUAUAUGUCAUAAAUGAUCUUUUCCUUGGUGGAUCAGAGACCUCAAGCACUACAUUAUACUGGGGACUGCUCUAUAUGGUGGUGAAUCCAGGCAUCCAAGCAAAAGUGCAGAAGGAGCUGGAUGCUGUUCUGGAUCCUUCCCAGUUAAUUUGUUAUGAGGAUCGGAGAAAACUGCCCUACACAAACGCUGUGGUUCACGAGAUUCAGCGCUACAGCAACAUUGUCUUUGUUGGCAUCCCCAGAUUGUGUGUGAGGAACACAACACUACUGGGAUUCCCUGUCAAAAAGGGCACCAUUGUUAUACCCAAUAUAGCAUCUGUUCUGUACGACCCUGAGCAGUGGGAGACACCUCGACAGUUCAACCCUGGCCAUUUUCUGGAUAAAGAAGGAAACUUUAUACCUCGAGAAGCUUUCUUACCAUUCUCAGCAGGGCACCGGGUGUGUUUGGGGGAGCACUUAGCAAGGACCGAGCUCUUCAUUUUUUUUGCCAGCCUGCUGCGGGCGUUCACCUUCCGGCUCCCUGAGGGAGUGACAGAGAUCAACACUGAGCCCCUUCUGGGGGGCACUCUGCAGCCUCACCCCUACAGGGUUUGUGCCAUUCCACGCUAG